Molecule: messenger RNA, 2714 nt
Organism: Populus nigra (black poplar)
Lineage: Eukaryota; Viridiplantae; Streptophyta; Magnoliopsida; Malpighiales; Salicaceae
Product: acylamino-acid-releasing enzyme
Exons: 18
Coding region: 38-2533 (831 amino acids)
Biological process (GO): proteolysis
Molecular function (GO): serine-type endopeptidase activity
Source: RefSeq, a predicted model, not a curated record
UUCAUAAUGGCAAACGAAACAAAAUUGGAAUCCGAAAAUGGAAAGAGCAUACCUGGUAAAGCUUAAUUGGUUGUCGUGUCUCCCUCCUCCUCCUCCUCCCCAUCUUCUUUCUUUAACAAUAUCUCCUCCCUCUCCCACUCCCACUCUCCUUCGCUCCUCUUUUUCCGCUCCACGUUCGCUCUCUACUAAACGAUCUUCUGCCAUUCAAGCAUUAAUGGACGCCUCUGUAUCUUCCUCACCGAAGGAUCUGCCAGUUGGGUUAGAUGCUAAAACUGAGGAAGAGUAUGCUUCCCUUUCCAGUUUACUUCAAGAGUUCACUAGCAUCCCUAACAUUGACAAGGCAUGGACUUUUAAGUCUAACACUGGAAUUGGUUCCCAGGCAAUGUUUUCGAUUAGCCAAGCAAAUCUUCUGGCUAAUAAGAGGAGGAAGUAUGCUCUAUCUGCUAAUAUCUCGAAAGGGAGUGGCAAUUCUGUUAACUUUCAUUGGUCUCCAUUUCCUGUUGAGAUGACCGGUGUGUCUACAGUUGUUCCAUCACCAUCAGGUUCGAAGCUUCUUGUUGUUCGGAAUCCGGAAAAUGAAUCUCCCACCCGUUUUGAGAUUUGGAAUCAAGGUCAUGUGGAAAAGGAAUUCAACAUCCCCCAAUCUGUACACGGUUCUGUGUAUUGUGAUGGAUGGUUUGAGGGGAUCUCAUGGAACUCAAACGAAACUCUUAUAGCUUAUGUUGCCGAGGAGGCCUCACCCUCCAAGCCUACAUUUAAUGAUUCGGGCUAUAAAAAAGGUGGUUCAGCAGAUAAGGACUGUGGUAGCUGGAAAGGUCAGGGGGAAUGGGAGGAGGACUGGGGAGAAACCUAUGCAGGGAAAAGGCAGCCUGCACUUUUUUUGAUUGACAUUAACAGCGGACAAGUACAGCCUGUCAAAGGAAUUUCAGAGUCCUUGAGCGUUGGCCAAGUUGUCUGGGCUCCAUCAACCCAAGGCUUGCAUCAGUAUUUGGUGUUUGUGGGUUGGUCAUCAAAUCCAAGAAAGCUUGGCAUAAAAUACUGCUACAACAGGCCAUGUGCAUUAUAUGCAGUUAGAGCACCAGUUUAUGCAUCAGAAGCCAAUGAUUUAGAGCUCAAAGAGAGUCCAAACGAAGACUCACCCGUUCUUAACCUAACUCAGAGCAUAAGUAGUGCCUUCUUUCCAUCAUUCAGCCCAGAUGGAAGGUUCCUUGUGUUUCUAUCUGGAAGAAGUUCUGUAGAUUCGGGUGCACAUUCUGCUACAGAUUCACUUCACAGAAUUGAUUGGCCAGUGAAUGGACAAUUGUCCUCUUUAAAAAUUAUUGAUGUGAUUCCUAUUGUGCAGAGCGCAGAGGAUGGUUGCUUCCCAGGGCUUUACUGUUCUAAUUUUAUUCCUAAUCCAUGGCUUUCAGAUGGAUGCACUAUGAUUGUAUCUUCAGCAUGGGGCAGCAGUCAAGUUAUACUUUCUGUGAAUGUGUUGAGUGGGGAUGUAUCACGUAUUAGUCCCACAGACUCCAAUUUUUCAUGGAAUCUUCUUACUCUAGAUGGAGACAGCAUUAUUGCCGUGUUUAGCAGUCCAGUAGAUGUACCUCAAAUCAGGUAUGGUUAUCUUGUUGAUAAGGAAAUUAAAAAUGCUGAAUGGGAUUGGUCAGAUGUAUCAAGCCCAAUAUUCGGAUGCUCUGCGAAGGUUAAUUCUUUGCUCUCUUCUCGUCAGUUCACUAUAUUGAAGAUUCCAGUCAAGGAUGUUUCUGAAUGCCUGACAAAAGGUGCUAGCAAACCUUUCGAAGCUAUUUUUGUGUCUCGCCAGUCUAAGAAGAAUGAUGUUUGUGAUCCACUAAUAGUUGUGCUUCAUGGAGGCCCACAUUCUGUCUCAUUGUCAGGCUUUGCAAAGUCCUAUGCAUUUCUGUCUUCACUAGGUUACAGCUUGUUGAUUGUAAAUUACAGAGGUUCACUAGGAUUUGGUGAGGAAGCUUUGCAGUCUCUUCCAGGGAAAGUUGGUUCACAGGAUGUCAAUGAUGUAAUUACAGCAAUAGAUCAUGUGAUUGACACGGGUGUUGCUAGACCCUCCAAAAUAGCUGUGAUUGGUGGUUCCCAUGGUGGCUUUCUCACAACUCACUUAAUUGGCCAGGCACCAGAUAAAUUUGUUGCUGCAGCUGCGAGAAAUCCCGUCUGUAACCUUGCAUCAAUGGUUGGCAUAACAGACAUCCCUGAUUGGUGCUAUGUGGAAACCUAUGGAGUUGAGGGGAAAACUAAAUUUACGGAAGCACCCUCAGCUGAGGACCUGGCUCUCUUUCACAGCAAAUCUCCCAUAUCACACAUCUCAAAGGUCAAAACACCGACCAUUUUUGUUCUAGGUGCUCAGGAUCUUCGUGUUCCAUUGUCUAAUGGGUUGCAAUAUGCACGGGCAUUGAAAGAGAGAGGCGUUGAGGUCAAAAUCCUCAUGUUUCCCAAUGAUGUCCAUGCGAUUGAAAGACCCCAAUCCGACUACGAAGGCUUCCUUAACAUUGCAGUAUGGUUCAACAAGUAUUGUAAAUAAGCAUGCAUGGCUUGCCAAAUGUUGCUCAUGCGGUACGAAGUCAAAAUACAAAAAAUAAUCAGCAAACUAUUUGCUCGCCUGGUUGCGGUUAAUUGGUAAAGGGUGGAUCAUUAUGCUCAACCCACCAUGUAAAACAGUCAUUCUAAAUAGUAACAAAAGAUUCACCGUCUUGUAUUAGAAA